Macadamia integrifolia is the source of this 1083-nucleotide messenger RNA. RefSeq names its product glutathione S-transferase L3-like. The transcript is spliced from 10 exons. The coding region runs from base 143 to 844 and encodes 233 amino acids. The record is from RefSeq and is a predicted model, not a curated record. Lineage: Eukaryota; Viridiplantae; Streptophyta; Magnoliopsida; Proteales; Proteaceae. Gene Ontology annotation, molecular function: glutathione transferase activity.
AUGCAUGUAUAUUGCCUGUGCCUAGAUAUAACCUCUGAUGAUCCAUAUUGAUUAAGAACUUACUAUACUAAUAAGACUAUAAGAACCUUACCAACAAACCUCUGCAAUUCAAGAGAAACAUAAGAGGUCUCGAAAAACAUAGAUGGCGACAGUUAUCCAAGAGACUCUGCCAACUCCUCUGGACUCAACUUCAUCACCACCACCUCUUUUUGAUGGAACAACAAAGUUGUACACAAAUUAUAAUUGCCCAUAUGCACAGCGUGUUUGGAUUACUAGGAAUGUUAAGGGGUUGCAGGACAAGAUCAAAUUGGUUGGUAUUGACCUUCAAAAUAGGCCUACCUGGUACAAGGAAAAAGUCAAUCCUGCAAACAAGGUCCCUGCAUUGGAACACAACAACAAAAUUACAACAGAAAGCCUUGAUUUGAUCAAAUAUGUUGACAGUAACUUUGAAGGGCCAACCCUUCUCCCUGAUGAUCCUAGAAAGAGAGAGUAUGGAGAGGAAUUGCUAUCUUAUACAGACACCUUCAAUAAAUCUGUGCUCAUUUCAAUUAAAGAUGCAAAUGCUGAAGAUGGUGCUCCUUUUGAUUACCUAGAAAAUGCACUCUCCAAAUUUGGUGAUGGGCCUUUCUUCCUUGGUCAAUUCAGUCAGGUGGAUAUAGCUUAUGUUCCAUUUGUUGAAAGAUUUCAACUUCUUCUACUAGACGUGAAGAAGUAUGACAUCACAAUGGGCAGGCCAAAGCUAGCAGCAUGGAUUAAUGAGAUGAAUAAGUUGGAGGCCUACAAACAUACCAAACGUGAUCCCCAGGAGCUAGUUGCAGGCUUGAAAAGACUACUUUUUGGUUAAUUUGGUGGAUGGGAUUCAAAAAAAAUAAAUAAAUGAAUGGACAUAUGCUAUAAAGUCUCCUUUGAUCUCCUUGAGAUGUUCUAUACGGUGUGGCUCAUAUGUAAUAUUUUUAUGAAUAAAGAAAGGAUGUUCUCUUGAUGAAAUUUUAUUAAUAGGAAAAAGUUUGCUACGCUGCCUAUGUAUCUUAAUACCCUAAAAAACAAUGGAACCCAUUAACUCUCUCUUUUCUAUUCUGAUAA